Populus euphratica (Euphrates poplar) is the source of this 1019-nucleotide messenger RNA. RefSeq lists its product as uncharacterized. Bases 112 to 717 code for a protein of 201 amino acids. Lineage: Eukaryota; Viridiplantae; Streptophyta; Magnoliopsida; Malpighiales; Salicaceae. The transcript is spliced from 6 exons. Gene Ontology annotation, cellular component: Golgi apparatus. The record is from RefSeq and is a predicted model, not a curated record.
GGUUUAUUUAAGUAAAUAAAUCUCCAAGCUUCAUUGCAAUUUCAUUCCUCCAAUUUUCCAGGUCUACUGUUUUGUCCUACAAAGCUGUGUCUCCAAGAAGUUCAUUACGGGAUGUGUAGUACUUUUCCCAUAGCUAUGACAUUCUUUAUUACAUGGUGGCUUAUUCCAUUUGUUGAUGGUUUCUUUAGUCCAAUAGAUGCACAGCUUGGCAUUGACAUAUUUGGACUUGGAUUUGUCACAUCUCUAGUGUUUGUGUUCUUUGUUGGUGUUUUUUUUUCAUCAUGGAUAGGUUCCACCAUCUUCUGGCUUGGGGAAUGGUUUAUAAAGCGAAUGCCCUUUGUGAAGCAUUUAUUUUCAGCCUCCAAACAAAUUAGUGCUGCAAUUUCUUCAGAUCAGAAUACCACAGCUUUCAAAGAGGUGGCAAUCAUUCAUCAUCCUCGUGUAGGUGAAUAUGCUUUUGGUUUCAUCACAUCAACAGUAAUCCUCCAGAGAGAUAAUGAAGAUGAAGAGUUGUGUAGUGUUUUUGUUCCUACAAACCAUCUAUAUAUUGGUGAUGUAUUCCUGGUGAAUUCCAAGGACAUUAUAAGACCAAAUCUGUCAAUUCGAGAAGGAAUAGAGAUCAUUGUUUCUGGAGGGAUGACAAUGCCACAGAUGAUCUCCCCGGUGGAACGGGUUGUUCACCAAAAUGAAGGAAUCCCUUUGAACAGGAUGGUGUAAUGGCAUCAAGCAAGAAGUAAACCCUUUAACUACAUUCAAAUCCCACAUAAAAUGACCACGGAGAGUUUAUUCUUAUGACAACCGAGUCAAUUGAUUUGUUGCUUGUUGCAGUAAAGCCUUCGAGAAUGCACAACUAUGGUGUCGACUUGAAUCUGUAACUACUAUUGUUUAUGGUGUCCCUGCGGCUGUUUUCACCAUACGAAGGAAGUUGUAAGGGAGCCCUGGCCAUAAACUGUAAUUGUCAGUAGCCCCUGUCAUUCAUGGAUUUUUUAUAAUUAUAUAUCUGUUUAAGUUUUUUCUUA